ACUAAGUGUGGAGAUAAAAUAGAUGAUAGCAAUGUAAGCUGAAGACCUUCAUAUAGGAAACGUCUUUAAUAAGUGAUUCAAUUCUCUUAAUCAUCGGAUUAUUAGUUUUUAAUGAAUUGUUGCUCCAAACCAUUGCUAACAAAAAAAAUAAAUAUCCUUUCUUAAAAUAUAUUAAUGACACUAUUAUAACUACAUCCAUAGGGUUAAUAAUAGGAUAUGCUUUAACUUUUUCUAAAUCCGGAAAACAGAUAAUGAU
Messenger RNA from Paramecium sonneborni, 256 nucleotides. Lineage: Eukaryota; Ciliophora; Oligohymenophorea; Peniculida; Parameciidae. The record is from the annotation of a GenBank genome assembly.